Molecule: messenger RNA, 489 nt
Organism: Peniophora sp. CBMAI 1063
Lineage: Eukaryota; Fungi; Basidiomycota; Agaricomycetes; Russulales; Peniophoraceae
Source: the annotation of a GenBank genome assembly
AUGGUCCGCCUACUCCUCUCGAUCAAAGCUGAGCUCGAGAAUAUCACAGACUUGCUGCCCGGAUCCGACAACUUCGAGUACUUCUUCCAAGUCAAAUGCUCCAGCUGCAACGAAACGCACUCAAAGCUCGUCAGUAUGAACCGUGUCGAAGAACACGUCGCUAGCCUUGGCAAAGGCACAUCUGCGCACUUCGUCUGGAAAUGCUCGUUUUGCAAGCGCGAGUCCACGGCCAAAUUCGAGGAGAAGAACCCUCCCAAGGCAUAUAGCGCCGACGCGAAUGGACAAUUUGCCCCGUUCUUGAUCCUCGAUUGCCGCGGUCUUGAAUUCAUCGAUUUUGACCCCAGGGGUAUCUGGACCGCAAAAGGCAGCGAAUCGGGCACACCUUUCACCGAAGUUGACCUAUCGGACGGAGAAUGGGUAGAUUAUGACGAGAAGGCUGCUCUCCCAGUUGGUGUUUCGCAGGUCGAGAGCAAGUGGACCAGGGCAUGA